This is a messenger RNA of Eremothecium cymbalariae DBVPG#7215, 378 nucleotides long. RefSeq names its product cyclin-dependent protein kinase regulatory subunit CKS1 (gene CKS1). The record is from RefSeq and is a predicted model, not a curated record. Bases 1 to 378 code for a protein of 125 amino acids. Gene Ontology annotation, cellular component: SCF ubiquitin ligase complex; cyclin-dependent protein kinase holoenzyme complex. The transcript has a single exon. Gene Ontology annotation, biological process: regulation of mitotic cell cycle. Gene Ontology annotation, molecular function: histone binding; cyclin-dependent protein serine/threonine kinase activator activity; protein kinase binding. NCBI's taxonomy places the organism in Eukaryota, Fungi, Ascomycota, Saccharomycetes, Saccharomycetales, Saccharomycetaceae.
AUGUUCUCAAACCAUCCAUUUCAAGGAAGAAAGUUGACAGAGCAAGAAAGGGCCAGAGUGUUAGAAUUUCAGGAAUCGAUUCAUUAUUCACCACGUUAUUCAGAUGACACGCAUGAAUACAGGCAUGUAAUGUUGCCUAAGGCGAUGCUUAAGGUGAUUCCAUCGGACUACUUUAAUUCAGAAACCGGUACUCUACGGAUUUUGACAGAAGACGAAUGGAGAGGGUUAGGGGUUACACAGUCGUUGGGUUGGGAACAUUAUGAGUGUCAUGCACCAGAACCUCAUAUUCUACUGUUUAAGAGACCGUUGAACUUUGAAGCAGAUCUUCGUGUGGCGCAACAGCAGCAACAACAGCAGCAAUAUGCAGCAGGACACUAG